UGACCCUUUUUCUUCUCUCUGCUUCCCUCCCUCUUUCUCUCUGAAAAGCUUUGCAAGCGUUGAAGUUUAAAGCAAAAACAAAAAAAAUAAAGAAUUCUAACUUCAAGAACUUUGGUGCUGUUUCUUGGCUUGUUUAAGAUUCUGUAAAAUAAUGUGCAGUGGUUCCAAGAAGAGGCCUUCUCAAACCGGUUCAAUUAUGGGGGAUGAAGGGUUGCAUCAUAAGAUUUCUGCUUUGCUCGAAUUUUCAGCAGCAGAUGAUGUAAUGGCUUUCAAAGAUGCUGUUGAGAAAGAGGGUCUUGAUGUUGAUGAGGUGGGGUUGUGGUAUGGAAGGAGGGUUGGCUCAAAGGAAUUGGGUUUUGAAGAGAGGACCCCUCUUAUGAUUGCUGCUAUGUUUGGAAGCAAAAGGGUGUUGUCUUAUAUUCUUGGGACGGGAUGCGUUGAUGUUAAUCGGGCCUGUGGAUCAGAUGGGGCUACUGCCCUUCAUUGUGCUGUUGAUGGAGGUUCUGCUGCCUCCCUUGAAGUCAUCAAGCUUUUGCUCGCUGCGUCGGCUGAUGUUAGUUCUGUUGAUGCCAAUGGAAACAGUUGCUGUGACUUGGUUGUCUCUGUGACCAACGGUGUUUUCAAUUCGAGAAAGAGGAUAUUACAAGCCAUACUAGAAGGAGCAAUUAGUAUUGAUGAGGCUUGCCUUAAAUUUGAGGAAGCAGACCAAAUGGAGAAGGAGCAUCAGCAAGAUGUAGAAGCAUUUCAGAUUCCAAAAAAUGGGAAUGGGAAGAAAGAUUAUCCUGUUGAUCUCUCUCUCCCAGACAUCAAAAAUGGAAUCUAUAGCACAGAUGAGUUUAGGAUGUACACAUUCAAAGUGAGGCCUUGUUCAAGAGCUUAUUCUCAUGAUUGGACUGAGUGUCCCUUUGUUCAUCCUGGAGAAAAUGCAAGGCGCCGCGAUCCUAUGAAAUACCAAUACAGCUGUGUCCCUUGCCCCGAGUUUCGGAAGGGGUCCUGCAGCAAGGGGGAUGACUGUGAAUACGCGCAUGGUAUCUUCGAGUGCUGGCUCCACCCUGCGCAAUACAGGACACGCCUUUGCAAUGAGACAGGAUGCACCAGAAGAGUUUGCUUCUUUGCUCAUAAGCUGGAGGAGCUUCGGCCGGUGUAUGCUUCCACCGGUUCUGCUUUGCCUUCUCCCAGAUCAUAUUCUGCUAGUGCUCCUUCAUUGGACCCAUUCACACUGGGCUCUCCAUCUGCCUUAACCCCGCCAAUGACUCCGUCUGGAGGAUCUCCUCCUGUGGGUGGAACCAUGUGGCACACUCAGUCUCAGGUUCCAGUCCCUACCCUUCCGCUCUCCCAAAGCAGAUUGAAAACUGCACAAAAUGCUAGAGAUGUUGAACUAGACUUUGAAUUGCUUGGACUUGAAGAUCAUGGAUUCAUUAUGCAUCCUAACUGGGAAAAUUCCAUGCCUAAUAGUCCAUCUUUCCGCCAUCAUAAUGGGGAGUUAAAUAGGCUUGUAGGAGUGAAGCCUUUCAACCUUGAAGACAUUUUCGGGUCUCAGAUGCAAUCUCCAACCGGAACUCAAGUGCAUCAGAAUGCGAACCAGCAAUUGCGGGGCUAUCCUUCAAGUGUGAUUGGAUCGCCUUCAUUCAGGGUUGAUCAAUCUGGAACAGCUGCCACAAUGACUUCGAAUCCAAGAAAUGGUGCUUUAUCAAGCCAAAAUUUUAUGGAGCAUAAUAUGGUGAACUGUGAUUCUGAGUUUCCUUCUCGUGAUACUCGUAUCGCAGUUGAGUCUUCUUCCUUCUUUGGUUGGAAUUCUACUGAUGGCAGCAAGUUAGAUUGGACCAUGCGCGGAGAUGAACUAAAGAAGCCAAACAAAUCUUCUUCUUUUGGAUUUUGAAGAAGUAUGCUACAAGUGUUGAUGAGUCAAAUGUGUUUGGUGAGUAUAGUGUUGAAGAGCAGCAGCAAUGCCAUCUUAAUUCUUAACAAUGGAACACAUUUGAUGCAGUUAGGUGGGAGCAAUUGUACUUGGGGAUGGUUUGCAUGAAUGCAAUGUCAACAAUGGCACUGGAUCCUCCAUGCAACUCUAGACUUGUUUAUUUAUUUAAUUAUUAUCAUUAUUUUUUAAUUUGAUAAAUAUUCAUUAUAUUUAUGUGACAAUUGGUAACAACAGAUUAUUAGAAGUUGGGCAGAAUGCAAGUUUUCUGCUUAACUAUUUAUUACUAUUACUAGGGUAUUUGAUUCCAUUUUCUUUUCUUUAGUUUAUUUAUCAUGUUAUUUGUCAUACUCUAUUGAGUUGUAACAUUCCAGCAACCAAGAGUUGAACAAAUGCAAUGAGAAUUUAAUUUUCAAUUCG
Molecule: messenger RNA, 2335 nt
Organism: Cajanus cajan (pigeon pea)
Lineage: Eukaryota; Viridiplantae; Streptophyta; Magnoliopsida; Fabales; Fabaceae
Source: RefSeq, a predicted model, not a curated record